GCGGGCUGCGCGGAGCAGGACAAGCUGAAGCCUCGCUUUUCUUUGGAAAAGGCGAAGGGCCACGGGAACGGGGCAUUAGGUUUUUACUGCAUGCCUUUUUAUAACUGGCACCAUCUGUCACCACCUCAAACUGCGCGCACAGAGGCACUGUGGCUGCUGCGUCCCUGUCCCGUCUCGCUCGUCGCAUCUCCUCGACUUGCCUUUAUCAUCGGCCCCGAGCGAGUGCAGUUAUCCUCUUCCAUCCUUCCCUCUCGAUCACCAUCCGUUCCCAGAAGCGGAUCUGCCGACGUUCCUGAACUUCUCAUCUCCAGCUCAGGACUUUCCUCUAGCAACAUGGCCCACAUCGUCGGAUACCCCCGCAUGGGCCCCAAGAGGGAGCUCAAGUUCGCUCUUGAGUCCUUCUGGGAUGGAAAGUCCUCAGCUGAAGAUUUGAAGCAGGUUGCGAAGGACCUGAGAGCUUCGAUCUGGAACCAGCAGAAGGAGGCCGGAGUUACAUGGAUCCCAAGUAACACCUUCUCCUACUACGACCACGUCUUGGACACCACUGCCAUGGUUGGAGCUGUCCCCGAGCGAUACGGAUGGACCGGACCCUCCGUCGAGUUCGACACCUACUUCUCUAUGGCUCGUGGAAACAAGACCACCCCCGCCAUGGAAAUGACCAAGUGGUUUGACACCAACUACCACUACAUUGUGCCUGAAAUCGGCCCCGAGACCAAGUUUUCUCUGGCUUCCCGCAAGGCCCUUGACGAGUACAAGGAAGCACUAGAGUUGGGAGUCAAGACCGUCCCAGUCUUCGUGGGACCCGUUUCCUACUUGAUCAUGUCCAAGGCCACCAGGGAUGCCCCAAAGAACUUCGAUCCCCUCAGUCUUCUUGACUCUAUCCUCCCCGUCUACAAGGAAAUUCUCUCUGAGCUCAAGGCAGCUGGUGCGCACGGUGUUCAAUUCGAUGAGCCUACACUCGUUCUGGACCAGGAGUCUAGCCGGUACGAGGCCUACAAGAAGGCUUAUGACUUCCUCGGAGCUGAGUUUGGCUCGGGUAUUUUGAUCGAGACUUACUUCGCUGAUCUUCCCGCCGAGGCCUACAAGACCCUUAUUGGAUUGGAGAGCGUGGGUGCCAUCGGAGUGGAUCUUGUCCGUGGAACUAAGACCUUGGAGCUCAUUAAGGAGCACGGCUUCCCCGCCGAGAAGAAGCUUCUUGCCGGAGUUGUCGAUGGACGCAACAUCUGGGCCAACGACUUGGCUGCUUCUCUCACACUCCUUGAGGGUUUGGUCGCUGAUUUGGGAAAAGACAGAGUCAUGGUCUCCACUUCAUGCUCUCUCCUCCACACCGCCGUCGAUCUCAAGAACGAGACCAAGCUUGAUGACGAGAUGAAGUCAUGGAUGGCAUUCGCCGCUCAGAAGCUUCAUGAAGUCGUCGCACUGGCCAACGCCCUGAAGGGUAACAAAGACGAGGCCUUUUUCGCUGCCAACGCUGCCGCCCAGGAGUCCAGGAGGAACUCUCCCCGAGUACACAACGCUGCCGUCAAGGAAGCUACUAAGAACUUGGAGGAAUCUGAGCACCGCAGAGCCACCCCUGUGGUCAACCGUCUUGAGGAGCAGCAAAAGAAGUUGAAUCUUCCGAUUUUGCCCACCACUACCAUUGGAUCUUUCCCUCAGACCCCUGAGUUGCGACGUGUGAGACGUGAGGUCAAGAGCAAGAAGAUUACCGAGGAGGAGUACACCAAGGCUAUUCAGACCGAGAUUCAAAAUGUCGUGAAGCUACAAGAGGAUCUUGACCUCGAUGUCCUUGUCCACGGAGAGCCGGAGAGGAAUGACAUGGUCGAGUACUUCGGGGAGCAGCUCCAAGGAUUUGUCUUCACUGCCAACGGUUGGGUCCAAUCUUAUGGUUCCCGAUGCGUGAAGCCACCGGUUAUUUUUGGAGAUGUGAGCCGACCAUCUAGCAUGACUGUGUACUGGUCCAAGUACGCUCAGAGCUUGACCUCCCGACCAAUGAAGGGAAUGCUCACUGGACCAGUGACCAUCUUGAACUGGUCUUUCGUCCGUGUCGACCAGCCAAGGUCUACCACCUGCUUGCAGAUUGCUCUGGCCAUUAAGGAUGAGGUCGAGGACCUCGAGGCCAAUGGCAUCACGGUUAUCCAAAUCGAUGAGGCUGCUUUGAGAGAGGGACUGCCACUGCGUAAGUCUGAGCAGGCCUCUUACCAAGACUGGGCCGUUCACAGUUUCCGUAUCACUACCUGUGGAGUGAAGGACACCACCCAGAUUCACACUCACAUGUGCUACUCUAACUUCAACGACAUUAUCCACUCUAUUAUCGACAUGGACGCCGAUGUUAUUACAAUCGAGAACUCUCGAUCAGACGAGAAAUUGCUCUCAGUCUUCCGUGAGGGAGUGAAGUACGCUGCCGGUAUCGGACCAGGAGUUUACGACAUCCACUCCCCACGUAUCCCAUCCACCGAGGAGAUGGCUGACCGAGCCCGCAAAAUGUUGGCUGUAUUGGAGUCCAAGGUUCUAUGGAUCAACCCCGACUGUGGUUUGAAGACUAGGAAGUACGCUGAAGUUGUGCCUGCUCUAACUAACCUGGUUGCUGCCACCAAGCAAUUGCGCGCUGAGCUCGCCUCCGCCAAGUAAAGCCAUUUGCAGAGUUGAUCCGACUUCAUGGCACAAUGAGCAUUCUACUUAACAUCAUUCAUGAGUUUGGUAGACUUUUCCACUACUUGUUAGGUUAACUUGAUAUAUUAGAGCCUGGUGGUGGUUGGAUGAUGAUCAGUGAUAAAUUUUUGAGUCACUGCGUCUGUUCUGUAAUCAUUGUCGGCAGUUGAUAUUUACAGCCCUUCAAAGGGAUUCAUUCUUGAGUAGAUGGCCUCGUAUAGUAUAGUUUGAACUUACUAACACGAAGCAAAUGAGAUUCGAAAGCUUGUACCGAGUUUCAAGGCUUACGCCGCUAAGAAAAUUCAAUUACACUUCGUUAUUGUAAAUUGCGGAUUGCAUGUAUUUUUGAAUA
Marchantia polymorpha subsp. ruderalis is the source of this 3001-nucleotide messenger RNA. Lineage: Eukaryota; Viridiplantae; Streptophyta; Marchantiopsida; Marchantiales; Marchantiaceae. The record is from the annotation of a GenBank genome assembly.